Molecule: messenger RNA, 3276 nt
Organism: Mobula hypostoma (lesser devil ray)
Lineage: Eukaryota; Metazoa; Chordata; Chondrichthyes; Myliobatiformes; Myliobatidae
Product: atypical chemokine receptor 2-like
Exons: 1
Coding region: 76-1182 (368 amino acids)
Biological process (GO): calcium-mediated signaling; positive regulation of cytosolic calcium ion concentration; G protein-coupled receptor signaling pathway
Cellular component (GO): external side of plasma membrane; membrane
Molecular function (GO): C-C chemokine binding; C-C chemokine receptor activity
Source: RefSeq, a predicted model, not a curated record
UUUCUGUUGAAAUAUCCCUAACAAUUUUGGUAUUUUCUUCUUUCAGCGAGGAACCAAGUUUCUUCUGUUACUUUCAUGAAGAUGAGUUCGAUUAGUUUGGUGGACCCUUCCCCCAAUACAACCUACUACAAUGAGGAUUAUAACUACAGCGAUAUUGACCUCAUUCCCUACCUUUUCUGUGGAAAGGAGGAAGUGAAAGCCUUUGGGAAGAUCUUCCUCCCUGUGCUAUAUAUUACAGUGUUUGUUUUUGGAAUGUUAGGCAAUAGCUUCCUUGUCCUCAUGAUCGUUAAGUAUCUGAAAUUGAAAACGAUGACUGACAUCUACCUACUGAAUUUGGCCAUUUCUGACUUUUUAUUUGCUGUAUCCCUUCCCUUUUGGGCCACUUAUGUGACCUCAGAGUGGAUCUUUGGAAAUGCCAUGUGUAAAAUAAUAAGUGCAGUCUACACCAUGAAUUUCUACAGUGGUAUCUUCUUCAUUGCUUGCAUGAGUAUGGACAUGUAUCUGCAAAUUGUUCACACAGUCUCUAUGAAGAACUACAGGACAAUCUUCAAAAGCAUCAUCAUCAGUGCCGCUGUCUGGACCCUAGCAAUGUUGGUUACAAUCCCUGAAUUCAUCUUCAGCCAGUCCAGGAAAGUCGGUGAUAGGUACAGCUGCCUCAGCAACUAUGGUAGUGAUCAACUAGUGCUCUGGAAGACUACAAUCCAACUCCAGAUCAACAUCAUUGCAUUUAUCAUUCCAUUUUUUGCCAUGAUUUUCUUUUAUACACGGAUUGCAUCUGUCCUCCUCAAGUCCAGAUCCUUUGGCAAGGACAAAGCCUUAAAACUGGUCAUCAUGUUAGUCGCUGUUUUCUUUGUUUUGUGGUUCCCUUACAACAUUGUCCUUUUCUUGCAUUCCCUGGAGGAUCUGGGUGUGAUUGGCGGCUGUGAGAUGAGCAAAAGACUGGAUUAUGCGUUGCAAGUGACGGAGUCCAUUGCUUUCACCCACUGCUGCUUCAACCCACUCCUCUAUGCUUUUGUGAAUGAAAGAUUUAGAAGACACCUGAAGAAUAUUCUAAUGAAGAUAGUCAAGAAGACUGGCUGUUAUAAGGAUCUGGGGAUCAUCGUUGCUACUGCACCAGAGCAAAGUGAACUCAGCAAGCAGCAAAACUGUGUGUGUUCUGAUGUGGAAAUGACUAUGGUGUAGGAAGGAUGUAGAGACACAAUGCUGAGAAGUCAAUCUUCCUAUUCUACAAAUAUUGUUGAAUUGAAUCUUCAUCAUCCAAAAAUACUUUAACAUGCCAUUGUGUACAGGGCGCUUGUGAACUAACCAAACCAAACACCUUCUGAAGCAUAAUAUCUUGCAGCAAAUCAAAGGACAUCUUCUAGAGGUUUUGCCAAACAUCCAUCUCUGAAGCAACAACAUCAUUCAGGAUGAUGUUGCAUGCAUAUUUGAUACGUGUCCUCUACUCUCAUCACGUUAUUCUUUCCCACUCAGGUUUUCCUCACAUGACCCCUAUUGAACCAUUCGAGAAGGUUACUGGAGAAAGCAGGAGAAUGGGGAUAAAAGGGAUAAUAAGUAAGCGUGAAGAAAUGGCGACGCAGACUCAGUUGGCUGAAUGGCCUAAUUCUGCUCCUAUAACUUAAAGUCUUAUGAACCAUUGAAUCAUUAAAUUCUUAUGGCACAGAAGGAGAUCAAUUAGCCCACUGGGUCUACAUUGACACCAAGUAGAUUGAUCCCAGCAUUUUAUUCAUGCCCACUUUCCCCAUAGUCCAGCAAACUGUUCUUCCUCACAUGCCUAUCUGAUUUUCCUUUGAUUGUUCGGAUUGACUGUUUACACCACCCUUGGGGCAGAGAGUUCCAGAUCAUAACUACUUGCAUACUGAGGAAGCCUAGUCUCCUGAUCCUGAGUUAACUUUUGUUUCAUCUCAUCUUCCCUGUUUCAAUUGGAUUUGAUGGACAGGCUGCAAGAAUAGGGAAGAGGAUCAUAGAAAAAAUAACAAGAGGACUGGUCAGAUAUAAUGCAGUUUUAUAAAAGGAAAAUCAUGUUUGAUAAAGCUGUGGGGAGUUUUGAGUGGUAAUUAGCAGAAUAGAUAAAGGGGACCAAUGUAUGUGGUGUAUUAUGACUUUACAGAAGAGCUUCAAUAAGUCACAUCAUAUUAUAAAACAAAUUUAGAGCACAUGGCAUUGGCAGUAAUAUAGUCAUGUGGACUGAGGAUUAAAUUACAAAAAGAAAACACAGAGUUGAAACAAGUAAGUCAUUUUCAACUCAAGAUGAUAUAAUCAAUAGGGUGCUACAAGGAUCAGAGCAGGGAUUGAUUUAUAUCAAUGAUUUGGAAAGAGAGGACCAAGUGUAAUAGAUCCAAGUUCCAAGAUGAUACAAGACUAUAGGGCAACGCAAAAAUAUGAGAAGUAUGCAAGGAGCCUUCAAGGGGAAAUACAGACAGGCUAACAGAAUGGGCGAAAGAUGGCAGAUGGAAUGCAAUGUAGAAAAAGAUAUGAGCCUAUCCUCUUGGAUAGAGAAAAAAAUCAAAGGUGGAGUAUUUGGAGGGCUAUCUAGUGUUGAGGAAGCAGGGAGUUCGCAGGAACUCUUGUCCAGAUUGGAAGAGUGGCAAAGUGGCAGAUAGAAUAUCAUGUAGAGAAGUGGAUAGUCAUGCACUUUGGUAUAUAGGCAUAAAUUGUUUUCUAAACAGGGAGAAAAUUCAAAAAUCAGAGGUGCAAAGGGACUUGGGAGUCCUUGUGCAGGAUUCCCAAGAGGUAACUUACAGGUUGACUUGGUCAUAAGGAUGACAAAUAUAAUGUUAGCGUUCAUUUUGAGAGGACGAGAAUAUUAGGGCAAGAAUAUCUGAGCUGAGGUUUUAUAAGACAUUGGAGUACUGUUAGCAGUUUUGGGCCCCUUAUCUAAGAGAAGGUGUUGGAGAGGGUCAAGAGGAGGUUCACAAGAAUGAUUCAAUGAAUGAAAGGGUUAACAUGUGAAGUGUAUUUGAUGGCUCUGGGACUGUACUCACUGGAGUUUAGAAGGAUGGCAGCGGGGCAGGGGGGGGAAUCUCAUUGGAAUCUAUCGAAUAUUGAAAGGCCUAGACAGAGUGGAUGUAGCAAGUAUGUUUCCUACAGUGGGUGAGUCUAGGAUCAGAGGCUACAGCCUCAGAAUAGAGGGGCACCCUUUUAAAAUAGAGAUGAGGAGGAAUUUCUUUAGCCAGAAGGUGGGGAAUCUGUGGAAUUCAUUGCCACAAACGGCUGUCCGGCCAAGUCAUUGGCUAUAUUUAAACCAGAGGUUGAUAGGUUCUUGGUUAGUCGGGG